GCUACGACGGCGGCCGGGCUGGGCCAUGGGGCUCGCAGACAUGGCGCGUGUUCCGCACGUCGUGGCCGACACGGGCGCGUUCCUAAGCGCGGCCCCGCUGCAGGACAUCGCAGACGCGCUGUACACCGUGCCCGAGGUGCUGGCCGAGAUCCGCGACCGGCCCGCCCGCCGCCGCCUCGCCGCGCUGCCCUGCGAGCUGCGGGUCCGCCGCCCGCGCCCCGAGCUGCUGCGCCUCGUGACCGAAUUCUCCAAGAAGACCGGGGACUACCCGAGCCUCUCGGCCGCCGACCUGCAGGUGCUCGCCCUCGCGUGCCAGCUCCAGGCCGACAUCGACGGCCCCGGCUGCCUGCGCUGGGAGCCGCAGGACAAGGUGCGGCUGAGCUCCACCCCGCGGCACCCCGAGGCCCCCCUGCACCUCGCCGGCUUCCACCUGCCCGCCAAGCACAAGCCCGCGGGGAAGGGCCCGCGCCAGCCCGGCCCCGGCCCCGGCACCGGCCCGGCCGAGAGCGACCAGUUCGGAUCCUUCCUGUACUGGCGGCCGCCGCUGCCCAGCAUCGAGGAGGAGCUGCGGGAGCUGCUGGCCAUCUCCGGUAGCCCCGAGCCCCCCGAGGAGCACCGGAGCUCUGCAGGCGGGGCCAGCGCCGGCGAGGAGGAGGAGGAUGAGGAGAGCGAUGACGAAGGCUGGAUAACUCCCAGCAACCUGAAGCAGGCCCAGCAGGACAUGGGGCACUGUGACACUGCUCCUGUGGGUGUCCAGGUCGGCUGUGUCACCACGGACUUUGCCAUGCAGAACGUGCUGCUGCAGAUGGGUCUCCACGUGCUGGCCGUGAACGGGAUGCUGAUCCGCCGGGCCCGGAGCUACAUCCUGCGCUGCCACGGCUGCUUCAGGACCACCUCGGACAUGACCAAGGUGUUCUGCCCCCACUGCGGUAACAAGACCCUCAAGAAGGUGGCCGUGAGCGUCAGCGACGACGGGAGCCUCCACAUGCAUUUCUCACGCAACCCCAAGGUGCUGAACCCUCGGGGGCUCAGGUACCCGCUGCCGGCACCGCAGGGCGGGAAGCACGCCAACAACCCACACCUGGUGGAGGACCAGCGCUUCCCGCAGCAGCGCCUGUCCCGCAAGGCCAGGCAGAAAACCAACGUCUUCGACCCCGACUACCUGGCCGGGGCCUCUCCCUUCGCCGAGAACGACGUGCACAGCCGGGCCGCGCACCUGAACCUGCGCGACGCCGCCCUGGGCGCCGGCCGCCGCCGCCUCAACCCCAACGCCGUCACCAAGAAGUUUGUGAAGAGGAGGUGAGGGCUGGGACAGGCCCCAGCUGCCCGGGUGUGCUGCCAGGGCCGGGCCUCUCCCAGCAGCAGGCCACGCCGUCCCCGCUGUGCCCAGAGAGCCUCCCCAGCACGGGGGAGGGCGGGGUGGCUUCGCUGCCCAGCCCUGGGGGGCUGUGUCACUGAGUAACGUGUCCAGGGCGACGCUCACAGCCCCCACAGGGCUGUGUACCCAAUAAACACCAAACCCCAAAGCA
Hirundo rustica (Barn swallow) is the source of this 1529-nucleotide messenger RNA. RefSeq names its product NIN1 (RPN12) binding protein 1 homolog (gene NOB1). Gene Ontology annotation, cellular component: preribosome, small subunit precursor. The record is from RefSeq and is a predicted model, not a curated record. Gene Ontology annotation, biological process: maturation of SSU-rRNA; ribosomal small subunit biogenesis. Gene Ontology annotation, molecular function: RNA endonuclease activity. The transcript is spliced from 9 exons. NCBI's taxonomy places the organism in Eukaryota, Metazoa, Chordata, Aves, Passeriformes, Hirundinidae. The coding region runs from base 26 to 1303 and encodes 425 amino acids.